Molecule: messenger RNA, 1750 nt
Organism: Chelmon rostratus (copperband butterflyfish)
Lineage: Eukaryota; Metazoa; Chordata; Actinopteri; Chaetodontiformes; Chaetodontidae
Gene: gdf6a
Product: growth differentiation factor 6a
Exons: 2
Coding region: 1-1317 (438 amino acids)
Biological process (GO): SMAD protein signal transduction; BMP signaling pathway
Cellular component (GO): extracellular region
Molecular function (GO): cytokine activity; growth factor activity
Source: RefSeq, a predicted model, not a curated record
AUGGACGCAUCUCGACUCGUAGCGCUAUAUCUGGGCCUACUCCUCGUUUUCCUUGGGAAUAUACCGUGUUUCCAGUCUGCUGCUAUCAUCUCUCCCUCUCCGCCGCGGAGGAACAGGGGAGCCAGGAUCUCUCAUCAGGACGGACAAAGGUCAUCCAAAUUCCUUAAAGACAUUUUCGCGUCUUCGCAUCCUGUCGUGGGCCAUCACAAAGAAGACCCAAAGGACGCUAUUGUGCCGCAUGAGUACAUGCUCUCCAUAUACAGGACAUACUCGGCUGCAGAGAAGCUCGGACUAAACGCAAGCUUUUUCCGCUCCUCUAAAUCUGCCAACACCAUAACAAGUUUUGUGGACAGAGGAACAGACGAUCUUUUGCACUCUCCUCUGCGAAGACAAAAGUAUCUGUUUGAUGUCUCAACCCUUUCAGACAAAGAGGAGCUGGUCGGGGCGGAAUUAAGGAUAUUUAGGAGAGCGCCCGGAGAUUUGCAGACUUCCCAGCAGACGACGAAUCUGUACGACAUCCAGGUCUACCCCUGCCGCUCGGACAGACUGCUGGACUCCAAGUCUGUGGACCCGCAGGACUCCACCAAGGCCGGCUGGGAGGUUUUGGACGUCUGGGAAAUGUUUAAAGCACACCAGUACCAUUACCAUCAGCCCCAUCAUCCUCAAUCCCAGCAGGGCAACCAGCAGCUCUGCUUCCAGCUCCGCGUCACUCUCAGCAAGACAGACACCGAGGUGGACCUGAGGCAGCUGGGGCUGGACAGGAGCGGCCGGUCCCAGCGGGAGAAGGCCAUCCUGGUGGCCUACACCCGCUCCAAGAAGAGGGAGAACCUGUUCAACGAGAUGAAGGAGAAGAUCAAGUCGCGGAGGUCGGUCGGCGAGAGGGAGGAGGCGGCGACGGACGAGGGGGUGUCGUUGAGGGGGGUUAAAGGAGAGGGGCCCCGGCGGCGGCGGAGGACCGCGCUGAGCAACCGCCACGGGAAGAGGCACGGCAAGAAGUCCAAAUCCAGGUGCAGCAAAAAGGCGCUGCAUGUGAAUUUUAAAGAGCUGGGCUGGGACGACUGGAUCAUCGCGCCCCUGGAUUACGAGGCGUACCACUGCGAGGGGGUGUGCGACUUCCCCCUGAGGUCGCACCUCGAGCCGACCAACCACGCCAUCAUACAGACGCUCAUGAACUCCAUGGACCCCAACAGCACCCCGCCCAGCUGCUGCGUCCCCACCAAACUCAGCCCCAUCAGCAUCCUGUACAUAGACUCAGGCAAUAACGUGGUGUACAAACAGUACGAGGACAUGGUGGUGGAGCAGUGCGGGUGCAGGUAGCGACCCUUGUUCGUAUAUACAAAAGCAAACAAACAAAAAACUUCAAAGGACAGUAAAAUCAAAGAUAAGUCUUGCCGGGUCCCAGGUUGAAGAUAUAAAGUCCUCACAGGUCUGAAAUGCUUCGACGCAUGACGCGCCUUGUCUUUUUCAAAAGGGAUGCACACACAGGCGAAAUCCGCUAUUUAUUCAGACUCAGCACAGUCUCAAGAAUACUCACUCUCUGCCUUUAUGUGUUACGCCUUCAUUCCCAUCCGUGCAACAAGUCACCACUCAUCAAACAGGCUUUUGUUUCCCAGAGAGUGAGACGUGUCCAUAUGGCACAAGGAAUGGGCACAGGGCGUGAUGGGAGCCUAUUGAGUCCGGCUGUGCACCUGUUCGUGCCGAGGCCAGAGGACAGUGGGCUUUGCCUGUCAGCGCUUUGUUGCAGCUCUGC